ACUUGUAACAAAAAAAUAUACAUUUGCAGAAGUCACACAAUAUUGUUGAAAUCUAAAUCUUCUAAAUUUUCAAAUUCUGCUACGCUAUAAAAGGCAUGUUUAAUUAAUACACAUUUAAGAAUUUUCCUAAGACUUAGGAUUGAUAAUUUUCUUAUACUUACAGGUAAUUUAUUAAAAAGUAUGUCAGAAGUGUUGUAUAUUGUCCCCGGUAAUCGACCGUUUACAGACUUAUCAGCGACCCUGUAUAAUACUGAUGUUCAUAAAUCAAACAAUCAUUAUUUUUCUUGUGAGAAUUACGUACGUGUAGGUACAUAAAAACAAAAAUUUGCUGAUAUACAAGAAGUCAGGUUAAAAAAAACUGAUUCAAGAAAUUUAAAAAAAGCCAAAGAGAAAUUUUGGAAAUUUACCAAAGCCGACCAAGUGAAUUUCUGAAGAAUUUAAAGAACUGGAAGAAUUGUAAGAAACGGAAGAAUCUGAUUAACUUGAAAUGACUGAUCCAAAAAGGCGGUAACAAAUCUAAGGAAUUUCAACAAACCAAAAAAUUAAGAGAACGAAGUGACGAAUGGAAAAGAUUCAAAGAAAUGGAAAGUGUUGAAGAAUUCGAAUGAUGAAUUUGAAUACACUGAUAAAACGAACCAAUCAGGAAAUUGGAAAGUUUGUGGUAAAAGUGAAAGUGAAAGGCGACUUUCACACCACCAACCAAUCAUAGAGCGCGCAGCCCUUAGUGUGAAUCUCGUUAGAAAGUAUAAAACCUUUUCCACCCCGCACCUUUCAUCAAUUGCAGUUGUGUAGUGGUGCAGAAUGUUUUCGUUAAUAGCCUUCUCGUUACCCGCCCUCUGUGUGCUUCCAGUGGAAAUGUUGGCUGAAAUUUUUCGAUAUUUGGACGACAAGUCGUUGUUGAAUGCAGCUUUGGCUAGCAAGUACUUUAUGAAGAUCUGCAAAGGAGAUCCAGUUUUGCGGCGCAGAAUUAGAAAGCGCAUUGUAGAAGAGAAGAAAAUAUGGAGGGAGAUAGUUACUAAUGCAAGAAUGGGAGUCGACGUUAUACGUGAAGAAACCUCUCAACCGUUUGCUAGAAAUGUUAAAAAGGUCGUUGAAAUACGCCCGUUGCAUUUUAGAAGACCUGCUGAACAGGAAACUUUAAAGGCGGUGCCAUUUGAGCUCGGAGUUGUCGGUUGCAGACGCAAUGGUGGAGGAAAGCUAAGAGUCAAGAAAAAUCACAAAGUUCGUGCUGAACCUUACAAUGCUAUUAGAUGUUAAUGCAAUUUGCCUUUCAUUUUGUAACCAUAGUAGAUAUUACUGCACUAUCGGAAUUGUUUAUAAAUAUGUUGACAAAAAUGUAAAGUUUGCUAUAAAUAAAUUAUAAAUAUCA
Photinus pyralis (common eastern firefly) is the source of this 1369-nucleotide messenger RNA. RefSeq lists its product as uncharacterized. Gene Ontology annotation, molecular function: protein binding. The transcript has 2 exons. The record is from RefSeq and is a predicted model, not a curated record. The coding region runs from base 802 to 1257 and encodes 151 amino acids. NCBI's taxonomy places the organism in Eukaryota, Metazoa, Arthropoda, Insecta, Coleoptera, Lampyridae.